AUGGCCGAAGACUUGAACGCUAGUAUUCUACUUAAAGAACUAAAACCUUACCAAUGGAUAUUUUCCAUUUUUGGCUUGAAUUUUCCACCAUUUUUAAUAUAUCGUUCACAUAAAGAUGUUAAAUAUUACUUGGUGCUUAUAAUUUAUUUUCUAUACUGUGUAAUACUUUUUGUAGAUGCUGUCUGGGCUGCUUAUAUACACAGUGUUAUUAUUAAAGGAUGGGCUGUUACACUCCAGUUGGAUUAUUUGACGGAAGUAGUUACUUAUAUGCAAAACAUUUUCAUGGCGGGAUUACAACUGGUUUUCCUAUAUAAAUGCUGGUGUGGUCAUCUCAAUCUUCUGGAGAUUUUACAAUUGAUCAAUAAAUUGGAACAUAAUAUGCUAAAGAUAUGUCCCAUUAUAUUUAAGAAUCAAAUGUUAAGAAAACGUCUGCUAAUUACCACUAGCCUAUUUUUAAUCAUGUUGGUUUCCUUCUUAAUUUUGCUCAACUAUUACUUGACCGCUACUAAUUUGGAGCUGAGAAAUAAACUAUUCUUUGCAUUUUUCCUGAUGGUGGUUCAAAUAAAAUUCCUGGACUAUGGAAUUUAUGUUCAACUGAUAUACGAAUAUAUGUUGAUGUUGCUGAAAAGCUUACAGUGCCUACGAGAGAAGGUGGAAAAUGAAGUGGAUAGGCAACAACCUUUGGCUGGAUAUUAUCACAAAUCUUUGAGGCAAAACCAAGCUUGUCUAAUGGAAAUUUGGUUUGUGGUCUAUAAAUUGGAGCAAUAUUUUGCUUGGCCUAUAUUUAUAUUGUUCUUCUACAAUGGAAUUAUCAUUUUGUAUACGGUGAGCUGGGCCUAUGUUCAAUAUCUAUUCGAAAUUAAAACAAGAUAUCAAAUAUUACGCUUGGCCUACAUUACUGUUGUCCUACUCAAUAUGCUUUUAUUAUGUUAUUUGACUCAAAAAUGCAUAAAUGAGUACCAAAAGUUUUCCUAUUUGCUGCUCAACUUUAAAUUGUAUCCUCAUGAUGUGCAAAUGAAAAUGAUCUCAAGGGAAUAUUCACUGCAAUUGAUGCAUCAAAGAAUACAAUUUACUUGUAAUGGUUAUAUGGAUAUCGAUCUAAGUUAUUAUGGUAAGACAAUUUUGGUCAUAUUCGCGUAUGUGAUAAUUGUGCUGCAAUUUAAAUUAACUGACGUAAGUGAAGGAAUUCGAAGAGCCACAAAACAUAUGUUUCAAAGACUUUAG
This is a messenger RNA of Calliphora vicina (urban bluebottle blowfly), 1224 nucleotides long. Its product is annotated as putative gustatory receptor 98b. The transcript has 4 exons. NCBI's taxonomy places the organism in Eukaryota, Metazoa, Arthropoda, Insecta, Diptera, Calliphoridae. Gene Ontology annotation, biological process: sensory perception of taste; chemosensory behavior; male courtship behavior. The record is from RefSeq and is a predicted model, not a curated record. Bases 1 to 1224 code for a protein of 407 amino acids. Gene Ontology annotation, cellular component: dendrite; neuronal cell body; membrane.